ACUCGGGAGUCACGAGCAGGAACAGCAGCAGUAUGUUGUAGGUCCCCGGAGUGAGAACUAUACCGUGCACGUCUCUCCCGACAUCCACUCGAAACUUCUUUAUUUCAGAGGAUUUUAUUUGAAAUAAUCAAUACGGGCGUUGAGAAAUAGGGAUGUGUUAAUUUUAAAUAUUACUGGACCGAUUUUCUGAUUUAAAGUGUGUAUAUUGCAAGAUAACCGCAAGUACAUUUUAAUGUGUAGUUUUGUAAAUCUGAAGUCGUAUUACAGCGAGUUUCUUAAAGGUUAGGGAUGGGAGAGGCUGGAGUAAGGCUACGUCUCGUGUGGGUAUGCUUGGCUGCGUGUAUCUUCGUCAUCGCCUCCUACACCCACCACACAACCCUCGCACCCACAACCCUACAACCCUCCCUACUUGAGGUUCAUCCCCCUAACGACUCCUUUAUACCAUGGUGGGAGAGUGGGCGAUGUACGUGUGAAGAGAAGGUGUGUGUGCCUGAUGUAGAUGUACCAUUUGACCCCUUGGAUGGUGUGGGUGGUACAUGUGGGCGGCGUGCAUGGGAAGCAGGUGAUGGGCAGCAUGUGUUGUCCUUUUCUUUAUACGGCGACAAACGCAACUACUGGAGAGGUCUCGACAGCUUACUAAAGAAGGUACGACGUUUAUACCCGGGGUGGAAAGUACGCGUUUAUACCAACCCUCGUUUUUACGUCUCCACCUUGUGCCCACUCCUACACCAGCACGACCACCUCUACCUGUGUGAUGUCACCAACCUGCCGCAGCCCUUGGGUAACCUGACGGGGAUACACCGCAUGAUGUGGCGGGUCGUGCCCCUUGGUGAUCCUCAACUAAGAGCUCUUAUGAUACGAGAUACGGAUUCAGCGAUAAGUAGACGUGAGGCAGCAGCUGUGAGAGAGUGGCUGGCAUCUAGUAAGCACUUCCAUGUUAUGAGAGACCACCCAGCCCACAAUGCCCCUAUCAUGGGUGGCCUCUGGGGAGCUCGCUGGGGCCUGAACCGGCAACUCGUCCCUGAGAAUGCCAAAUUCCUCUCCCAAAUCAGGGAUAAGAUGUUUAAAGAUGCCUAUGGCGAACAAAAACAUGGGAAGGAUCAGGAAAUUUUAGCGGUGAGGCUUUGGCCAAAGAUGGCUGGUAAUGUGAUGGCCCAUGAUAGCUACUGGUGUAAAUUUUAUGGCAAGGCUUGGCCCUGGCCCACAAAGCGAGAGAACAGAUACUUCGUCGGCUCCACCAGUUAUCGUGACCCGCCUGGGAAUACAAAAGUACCCAAGCCUUGUCCAGUGAGAUGUAGACCACCAGAACAUCAUGACUGGAUUUACUGCUGAAGGUACGGCCCCUGUCAACACUGCCAGUACUGUACAGUGUACCCAAUCACUGUACUGUAGAAUGUACCUCAUCACCACCGUAACUGUACAGUAGCCUGUAGGUAUUAAAUGGACUAUAGUUAGUUAUACUGUUUGUAGAAUUGUUUGAAACUUACUCUGUACUUCAGAAAAUUCACUUGGUGGUAUUUUAGUAAUCUUUAGUUAAUAUGUAAACCCUAUAUAAUAUAUACUAACCUAAACAUGUGUAGAAAAUUACCUUAAUACGAGGAUUAUGGUAGUAAUGUUGAUGAUGAUGAUAGUAAUGUUGAUGUGGUAAUGUUAUUAAUGAUGUUGAUGGUAUAUAUUAUUAUGGGAUUCUUUAUAAACAUACAUAGCUGUUGUCCUCUGGCUUGUGUUGUUUCGUACUGUAUCAUUGAUUUUAAUGGUGUAAAAUGAUGAUGUGGGAGAAUGUAUAAAGGAGUCUUUGUAAAUUAUUGUAAAUCUAACUCUUUUAAGUGGUCCCUGAUAUUGUUUUUAUAUUCCACACGGCUAAUUCCCAAUUGUUCCUGCCCAGUACUUGUUACAGUUAAGAUCUAAGAUUUUUUUAGUAAAACAUUAGGAAAUGUUA
Molecule: messenger RNA, 1939 nt
Organism: Homarus americanus (American lobster)
Lineage: Eukaryota; Metazoa; Arthropoda; Malacostraca; Decapoda; Nephropidae
Exons: 7
Coding region: 289-1332 (347 amino acids)
Source: RefSeq, a predicted model, not a curated record